AUGAGUCUACCUUUCGAGGGCACCGUCUACCAAUGCGGUCUCGCUCACCCAAAUAUCCCCUACACGAUCUAUGUCCACGAUUACUAUCUCCUUCUUGUGCCGCGCCAGGUCAACGAUACUCACAAGGAAUUUCCCAACGUUCCAUUCCAGGGUCUGAGGCGGGUCACGUUGCAAGUCUCAGACUUCAUGGCCAAUGAGUACCAGGAUAAGUAUAAGCGGGCUCCCAAGUUUACUCAUCAGCUUGUAGCCUUCGCUUAUGAGGAUGAGGAAGGCGUUGUCGUUGCGGCGUGGCUCGAGGGAAGCGAAAACAUCGCUUAUUGGGAUUUCCGGAGCAUCCUAAGUGGAGACAAGACUUUGAUCAGAUCGCAUUUCACAGAUGAAUGUUCGGAUCCCGAGGAUAGCUUUCGUAUCAUGCAGUACGAUUUGGCAGAGGCAGCCUGA
Messenger RNA from Clonostachys rhizophaga, 441 nucleotides. Lineage: Eukaryota; Fungi; Ascomycota; Sordariomycetes; Hypocreales; Bionectriaceae. The record is from the annotation of a GenBank genome assembly.